AUGCCUAAAUUGUGCUCGUUUGGGUGUGCCCCUAAUGGUUCCUCAAUUCAUUUUUUCCCAAAUGCUUUUAAGUUCCCUGAGUGUUUUAAAGCUUGGGUCACUCUUGUUGGUGGAAAACUGGAAUCAGCUUCUGAUUAUGAGUAUUACCAGAAGAAGUUGAUUUGUGACAUACAUUUUACUCCAGAAGACCGAGUUCAGAAUAACCGGUUAAAGGCAUAUGCAAUUCCAUCACUUUAUUUACAUGAAACACCCAAUAACAGCCCAGUACAUGAAGUUGAUUGCAAUAUACAUUUUGAUUUGAGUGAUUUACUUUUAUCUGCUUUACUGCUCUCAACUAUUUAA
Messenger RNA from Parnassius apollo (apollo), 342 nucleotides. The record is from the annotation of a GenBank genome assembly. Lineage: Eukaryota; Metazoa; Arthropoda; Insecta; Lepidoptera; Papilionidae.